AUGGCAAUGGACGAUUCACAUUCAUCUCUGUUCAACCUAGGUAUUCUCGACACUCUCACCCAAGACGAACUUCACGAAAUCCUCGACAGCUACGACGCCUUCUGCAACGCCACACAAUCUCUUCUCGGCGGUGCCGGCGACCUCUCAUACGGUGCUCAAUUUGUUUCCCAUGUUCACACCCUAUGCAAACACGGCCUCGAAUCACUAGUUCGCGACCACUUUCUCAGAGUAUUAGAGGAAACUUUUGAGCGAAAUGGGGCGUCCAGGUUUUGGCGGCACUUUGUUCCGUAUGCUGAUUUUGUUGAUUUGGACAAGCAUGGUGAUAUCAAUAUUGAUGAGGAUGAGAUUGAAAGUGUGUUGUAUAAUGCUUUGGAAGAAAUCUCUUUGGAGAAACAGUAUCAGGAGAAGUGUCUGUUAAUUAACUACAUUCAGGUAAUAUAUGCUAAAAUGGAAAUAGAGUUGUCGUAUAAUGACUUGGUUGAAAAGACAAGAGCCAGACAUUCAGAUAUUGAAUCCAGUUCAUCUUCAAAGACUACCGGUGGUUUGGGAAUGUAUUGGUGGAGAGGUGGUAGGCUUUCUCGAAAGUUGUUUAAUUGCAAGGUCCUUCCUCGUUCCUUUGUUACCAAGGCUGCUAGACAAGCUGGGUUUAGAAAGAUACCAGGUAUUUUAUAUCCUGAAAAUUCAGACUUUGCUAAGAGAAGCAGAUGUGUUUCCUGGCGAGCUGUUGUUGAGAUGUCAACAAGCGUUGAUCAGCUGGCUUUACAGGCUACUGCCUUAUACAAAUUAGUUGCGGAACGAGGUCCAUGGAGCUCUUUGUCCAGAUGGGCACUGGAAGCAUACUUAAAAGGUGAUGUUGGCAAGGCAUAUAUGUUGUAUUCAAGAAUGGCCGAGAUGGGCUAUGAGGUGGCACAAAGUAAUGCUGCUUGGAUUCUUGAUAAAUAUGGAGAACGAAGCAUGUGCAUGGGUGAAUCUGGACUUUGCACUGAUGCAGAAAGGCAUCAGCGGGCACACUCUUUGUGGUGGCAAGCUUCUGAGCAGGGUAACGAACAUGCUGCUUUACUAAUUGGAGACGCAUAUUACUAUGGCAUGGGAACUGUCAGGGAUUAUGACCGAGCUGCUGAGGCUUACAUGCAUGCCAAAUCGCAAUCUAAUGCACAGGCCAUGUUUAAUCUUGGGUACAUGCAUGAGCAUGGCCAAUGA
Molecule: messenger RNA, 1200 nt
Organism: Vicia faba (fava bean)
Lineage: Eukaryota; Viridiplantae; Streptophyta; Magnoliopsida; Fabales; Fabaceae
Source: the annotation of a GenBank genome assembly